AUUAGAUAUUGAAUAAAAAAAAAUUUAUGAAAUUCAUAAAUAAAGAUAGAAAUACGACUGUAGAGUCUGUGUUAUGCGAAUGGCUAUGUUUGUUUCUUGCUCGUUUUCUUGCUCCGACAAUUGGAAUGAUCAAUUAAAUCAUAUCGCGCUGCGUUGCGAUCGAGAAAAGGAGAGAGUCUGAAGGAAGAGUAAGAAGAUAUUAUGACUGCGACGAAGACAAAAGAUUAUUAAAGCAAAAAAGAACGAUUGAGGAGAGUGAGUCAAUGAUUCAUAGGAACAUUGUUGUAGUAUAAGACAGUACUAAAGUAAUAAAGGAAGGAGGGGACUAAAAGAGAGAGAAAAAGAAAUGAAGAGAGAGACAGAGAACGAGAGAGAGGAGAGAGAGAGAAGUAAAGACAGAUUCCAGUGACUAGCGACAGCGAGACAGUCUUUGCGGGAGCCGCCUUCAGUUGCUCCCACGUGCAGUUCAGCUCGUUGAAUUUUAACGAGUUAAAUAUUAAGAAACAAUUGUACGAUUUCUGUUAGAAAGAUAUUUUUUAAAAAUAUUUCGUUUAAGAAAAAAAAGUAAUUGUUUAAAAUAACAAGUGAAGAGAAAACUUUCGAAAAUAAUGCGCCGCAAUGUUUGUCGCGAGAAAUGAAGUAAAAUUAAAUAUGCUAUAUUGUUUGUUUAUCGAUGCGAUACAGUUUGGAACAACUUGAAAUACAAGAAUAUACUGCAAAUAUUUUACAGUAGGAGAGUCUGUUGCAUUAUAUCGUUAAAUUCGGUUCAAAACUAUUGCUAAACGAAUAACUAUACUUUAUAAGUAUAAUAAUAAUAUUCGAAAAAUUAAUAAAUUGAACAGAAAACAAGUUACGAUGGGACUUAACGCCGAGCUCACUGCUAUACUUCGAGAUGUAGUGCAAUUUUUGGAAUUUCUUGGCGAAGUCAAACUUCCAACUAGAUUGGAGAAUAUUCGGGAUAAUCUGUUAAUACGUUCGAAAGACACAUUAACGAUGUUCGUGAUAGAGAGGAUAGGAAGAUCGGCUUCCCCGGAACCAUAUUUGAAUAUGAACGCAGCUGGAUCAAAAGGUCUAAUGGUAACAUUAAAAACAGAAACCGAAUUGCAAGAAUACGUAGGAGCAGAGGAACACCCUCAGAAACAGCAGCAGCAACAAGAUUAUUAUGAGGCAUUUCAAGGAAUGGAAUCGACGAAUAAUACUACAAUUGCAAUUCAUGAAACGAUCAAUAAUCGUCAAACUAAAGAAGAAGAAAUUGAACAUAUACUGGUGAACAUGUACGCGAAUUUUUCAGCGACAGAAACGAAAAGUAAAUGUCAAUUAUGUGGUCUCCUUUAUAGAAAAGAAGGAAAAAAAUUAUUUGUAUUCGAACAGUAUCGAUCGUGUUGGGUCGGUUUAGUUGGAUUACAUUUGUUAAUUUAUGGAAGCGAUCGAGACAAUCGUCCAUGUACGAUUUUACCAAUUCAUGGUUAUAUGGCUCGAGCUGCUCCAAAUGCAAUUCCUCGAGAUCAACGUCGAAGCGAAUCUACUUUUGAAAUUUUCCGUCCUGGUUGCAGAACUUUUCAGUUUUCUGCCAAAAGUCCGAAAGAUAUGGAACAAUGGAUAACAAAAAUUUGUGAAUUAGGAGGUGAAAAAAAGAUAGAGUCCAAAGAAUCGACAAGAGAAAUAGACAAUAUUGUCUCAAAUUGUAUUAUCAAACAAUCAAAUGAUUCAAUUCAAGAAGACUUGAAUUGCAAAGAAGAACGCUAUCAAGAUGUAAGUUCGCUAGGCGUCAAUGAGCCUCCUGAUAAAUCUUCAAACAUUCCGCUUGUUGCCAAUAAGGAAACAGAAAAAGAAGCAAACGAUUCUUCUAUAAAGGAUACUUUCCACGUAUCCAGUGAUUCUUCCCUUCCUCAAUUUUCCAAUAUUUCUGAUACUAUCACUACUUCUCGUCUUCAUUCAGCAUCUCCUCCUCCAUUACCUGCUCGAAUCCCCCGAAAAUUAUUGACUAUAUCUGUUCGAAAUUCGUCUUAUGAAUUUCCUGAUGAAGAAGAGGAUGAUAUUUAUCAUAAAAUCGAAGAAAUUAGAGAUACAACACAAUAUGGAAAUGUUGGUGAUACUUUUCAAUCUCAAAUUAAAAUAAAUGAUGAACAAUCGAACAAAAAAUCCACAACGUAUGAUGAUGUUCGUGCGAGCAUAAAAAGCGGACAUAAAUUUGAUGAUAAACGAAAGAAGAAAGAGACUAAGAGAAAAUCAAUUGCCUCACGAAAUGAAUUAACAUAUGAUGAUACUGCCAACACCAUGCCUGAAGAUAAUAAAGUUAUAGAUGAACAAAACAAAUUUGUAUCUUACGACAAUGUUGAGAAUAUAGUUUUGAAUACAAAAUCGAUCAAGGCUCAAACAACGAAUAAAACAGAUGAACCAUCAAAAUCACCACAAAAAAAAUCAUUUUUGAAUAGAAUGAGAAGCAAAAAGGAUUUUCCAAGAAAAAAUGAAAAAAAAACUAAAUGUAAAACUUCACCGCAGCUAUCGCCGUCUGUAAAUAAUCAAGAAUUACCCACUUACUAUGAUGAUAUAUCUGAUCUGAUGAAUAUUCAGCAAGAAACAAUUCGUGUCGAAGAACAACAAUCUGAGUAUACUUGUCCACCUCCACCUAGGCCAAUUUAUGCAAAACCACCGAUAAUCAACGAUGUAAUCGAUACGGAUCAAUUUUAUGAUGAUGUUGCAUAUCGAGACAAAUCUAAAAAUUAUAAAUUACCUCAACAAACUACAAAGAAUCUCUCUCCGGAUUUUGUUCGCACGAAUAUUAAUCGACCUGUUCUUUGCGAAAACAUAAAUUAUUCGCAAGGAUCAUCACUUGUGGAUAACGAACAUUAUAAGAUACCACCUCCGCGAUCCGAGUUAUGUUAUCCUAAGUCUCUUCCCAUUAAUCAACAAGUAGACGAUCUAUAUGAUGAUAUCGCUAUUCUCGCAGACUUUACAGCACGACAAAAAGAAGUCUUAAAUAACAGAGAUCAUGAAAAUAUAAUAAGAUCGCAAAGCAGCCCAGAAAAGAAAUCGUGGAAUAGAUUUGUGGGCGGAAAAAAAUCAAAAAUAAUUGAUUCAACGGUUGAAAUAAACGGACGAGUUUUAACCGAAUUGGAAGAUUCAUCGGACGACUGUGGCGAACAACACACUUCAUUGCGAAUGAAUACCUUUCAAAAAUUGAUUAGUAGAAUGGAAAACUCUCUUGGCAAAACAUCUGCUAAAUCAACAUCAUCAAUGUUAUUAAAUAAAACAAAUAUUACAAAUAAUGUUUAAUAUUUUAAAA
This is a messenger RNA of Apis laboriosa (Himalayan honeybee), 3286 nucleotides long. RefSeq lists its product as uncharacterized. The transcript is spliced from 7 exons. NCBI's taxonomy places the organism in Eukaryota, Metazoa, Arthropoda, Insecta, Hymenoptera, Apidae. The record is from RefSeq and is a predicted model, not a curated record. Bases 856 to 3276 code for a protein of 806 amino acids.